Molecule: messenger RNA, 1101 nt
Organism: Pochonia chlamydosporia 170
Lineage: Eukaryota; Fungi; Ascomycota; Sordariomycetes; Hypocreales; Clavicipitaceae
Product: ATP12 ATPase family protein
Exons: 2
Coding region: 1-1101 (366 amino acids)
Biological process (GO): mitochondrial proton-transporting ATP synthase complex assembly
Cellular component (GO): mitochondrion
Source: RefSeq, a predicted model, not a curated record
AUGCGGCCGACAACCCAAUUACCGCUACGGACGCUCUCGCGUGCCAUCAGCACCACCAUAAACUCCCGUAUGAUGCACGCCACUGCCUCCAAAGCCGCCAACGUCGCCCCGAUUCUCGGCACCGGACCACCACCUGAACCCCCAACCCCAGCUGUCCGCAACAUGAACGAGCGAAUUGAGCGUCGUCGCAAACAAGCCGAGUUAUUGAAGCAAGCCAAAGUAAUCAGGAACGCCAAGGAUGGAAAGUCGACGACCCUGCGGAAGAGAUUCUGGAAAGAGGUCAGCGUUCAAGAAGUUGAUGGCGCGCUGCAAAUCAAUCUCGACACCCGUCCGCUGCGACACCCCCAAACCAAAGAAAUCAUCCGACUACCUCUUUCCAAGCCGAACCUCGCCUUCGCAAUCGCCCUCGAAUGGGACAACCUGACCUCCGCACAGCAAGCCACCAAGCAGCACCUCAUCCCCCUGACAUCUCUGGUCUGCAGAGCAGUAGACAUUGAAAAGGACGAUGCGUCAAGCACCCCCAGCUCGGCAAAGAUCCGAAACGAAAUCACGACCAGCGUCCUGCGAUAUCUCGACACAGACUCCCUGCUGUGCUGGGCACCACCCGCCGGAGAGUAUGAUCUGCGCAACGACGAAGGCGAGUCGCUGCGUGAUGUUCAAAAGCGCACAACUGACGACAUUGUGUCAUUCAUGACGACCCACGUCUGGCCCGGCAUCAAGAUUGAGCCUGUUCUUGAUGGGGACGCCAUCAUGCCACGGAAACAGGAGGAGGGCGUGCGCGAGGUCGUUCAAGGCUGGGUAUCAGGGCUGAGUCCCUGGGAAAUUGCGGGCCUAGAGCGAGCCGUUUUGGCGGGCAAGUCUCUCAUUGCGGCGGCGCGGUUCAUCACCGAAUGGAGCGAGGGACCUGUCAGGAAGCCCAAUUUGACGGGUGACGUGCAGUUUGGCGUGGAGGAGGCUGCCAAGACGGUUAGUCUGGAGGUAGAUUGGCAGCUAACGCAGUGGGGAGAGGUUGAGGAUACGCAUGACGUGAACAAUGAGGAUGUGCGGAGGCAGUUGGGGAGUGUGGUGUUGCUGGUUUCGGGGACAGGGAAGCAUGCUUAG